Messenger RNA from Exophiala aquamarina CBS 119918, 1041 nucleotides. RefSeq lists its product as uncharacterized. Gene Ontology annotation, biological process: secondary metabolic process. Gene Ontology annotation, cellular component: cytosol; cytoplasm. Bases 1 to 1041 code for a protein of 346 amino acids. The transcript is spliced from 2 exons. NCBI's taxonomy places the organism in Eukaryota, Fungi, Ascomycota, Eurotiomycetes, Chaetothyriales, Herpotrichiellaceae. The record is from RefSeq and is a predicted model, not a curated record. Gene Ontology annotation, molecular function: carboxy-lyase activity; hydrolase activity.
AUGCGUGGCGUCGUAGCAGUCGAAGAAGCAACCAUCGAUCCAGGCUCGGUCUCAACCAUCGGAGAGACAAUAAAAUGCCUGAUCCCGGGGCUGGUUGAUAUUGACGCGGCAUCCGCGAGCCACGCAAAGCGGUUACUGGACCUACAUGAGGACCGCCUGCGCAUCAUGGACGAGCAGGGUGUCGAGUACAUGCUACUUGCACACACUUCACCCGGUUGUCAGGGCCAGACGGAUCCACAGACCGCACAGGAAAUGGCAACGAGGUCGAACAACUGGCUGAGUGAGCAGGUGAAGACCAACCCUGCGCGGUUUGGUGCGCUCGCAGCUCUGAAUAUGCAUGAUCCCCUCCAGGCUGCAGCAGAGCUCAGGAGAGCAGUCCAAGAGAAGGGCUUCUUCGGUGGUCUGGUCAAUGACUACCAGUCUGUUGGGGCCGACGGCGCUGGGAGAGUGUACUACGACACUAAAGACUACGAUUCUUUCUGGAAGGUUGUUGAGGAACUGGAUGUCCCUAUAUACUUCCAUCCUAGGUAUCCGCCACCGCCGGAUUUGGCGCCAGAGGCACCCCAGUAUGGAAAACGGGGCCAUCUGCUUGGUGCUGGAGUUCAAUUUCACUUGGACUUGAGUUGGCAUGUUUAUGCUAUUUGCUCUGGUGGAGUUUUCGACCGGUUUCCCAGAGUGCAGAUCGUGGUCGGCCAUCUGGGAGAGAAUAUCCCUUUUAACCUGCACCGUGCUGACCACUGGUUGAACAUGCCACACAAGCAGUCUUCACGCCCUUGCAAACACGAUUAUACUUACUACUUCAAGCACAAUGUUCACAUCACGACGUCGGGUAAUUUCUUCACCCAGGGGCUUAAACUAUGCGUCGACCUGCUUGGCUCGGACAGAGUUCAGUUCGCCAUUGACACACCUUAUGAGAAGACAGAGGAAGGGAUGGAAUGGUGGAGGAGCGUCACUUUUGAUGGGCCAGACGGUGAGAAGGUACAGGAUGAUAUUGCGAGAGGUAAUGCUAUCAGAGUGUUUAAACUGCCUUUGGAGCCUUGA